AUGAUCCUCAGGUCCGUGGCGCUCAUCGCGACCGCGUCGGCGCUCCAGCGCUUGCCGGCGCCGCUGGCGCGCCGCAACGGCUUGAACGGCAUGCGCGGGAGGUCGUUGUCGCGGCGACGCGUGCUCGACGUGCCGGUCGACGCGGAGAACAGCGUCUCCGAGCUCGCGGAACUCAUCGCGGAUCUCGGGGCCGCGGACCUCAACGCGCGUCCGCCCGCGCCGCUUCCCGUCCUGAGCAACCUCGAGGAGCUGCGGUCCUUCAAGUUCUUCAGCCUCUACAGCAUCGACAUGCUCGCGAACUGCGCCUACAUCGGCGGCGCGGUCGACGAGUGCGAGUUCGACGCGUGCGAGGUGCUCCCCGAGGAGCCCGCGCCGCUGGACCUGCUCGAGCGCGACGGCGGCGAGCGGACCUUCGAGCUCGACGCCUGGGCGCGCUUCGACCUGCCGAGCGAGGACUACUACGACCUCGAGGCCUACCCCGAGGGCUACACGGCCUACGACGGGAGCCACGUCUGGCGGUUCAUCUACGACAACCUGUCCUUCGCGGGCUCGACGAAGGCGCGGAGGACCUGCAUCGGCGGCAUCUGCCCCGAGGACGACGAGAACGGCUGGCGCGCCGUCUUCGACCGGUCCAUCUCGGGCAUGCACGC
This is a messenger RNA of Aureococcus anophagefferens, 650 nucleotides long. RefSeq lists its product as hypothetical. Gene Ontology annotation, biological process: protein folding in endoplasmic reticulum. Gene Ontology annotation, cellular component: endoplasmic reticulum. The annotation marks the transcript as partial. Gene Ontology annotation, molecular function: thiol oxidase activity; protein-disulfide reductase activity; FAD binding. The transcript is spliced from 2 exons. The record is from RefSeq and is a predicted model, not a curated record. Lineage: Eukaryota; Pelagophyceae; Pelagomonadales; Pelagomonadaceae.